AAUUGUCCGCACCCAGAAACAUCCUGCGCCUCCUGCUCAAGACUGACUGACUGACUGCCUGACUGCCUGACUCGACAUGUCUGCCAAUCUCCUUUGCCAUGACCAACUUGCAUAAAGGAGAGAGAGAGAGUCUGUUCUUUCUGCCUGGAACAGGAGGUGCACUCCUAAAAUGCCCUAUUCGCUACCCCGCGCCGCAAACUUGACUACACCGUUUUAGAACACAACCCAGCUACCAAGCUUCAACCUGUAACUUUCUACGAGACAACACGCCUUCACCACACAUCGCCGCACUCUGCCUACCUGUCAUGUCAACAAAUCUCCCGGCCGGCCUCAGGGCUGCCGACAUCUCUCGCUUUGCCCUGCGCGCAUCACAAUUACAAAAGUUCAAGCCCGCAAUAGCAUACUGGUGUCAAUACUACAUCGUCCAGCAGAUCCUCACAAAGGGUCUCCACAAACUAGACUCGGAAUGUGAAGCAUACACCAUAGACUUGAUGAGCAAGCUGGAGCAGAGUAAAGACGCGCUUCAGGAUAACGAUGCCGUCACCGACGACGUAGCCGCCCAGGCUUACGUAGAACAGUUCGCACAAGAGACGUUCCAAAGGGCAGACAACUCUAUACGCUCGAACAAGGCCUCUUCCAGUCAGACUGCCGAUACGUUUCGCGCCGCCGCUACCUUCCUAGAUAUGCUCACCAUAUGGACGAAUCCCCUCGACGCAGAAACGGCAGCAAAGUCAAAGUUUGCCAAAUUCCACGCCUUGCGCAUCGCGAAAGCUUUAAAGGCAGGAGAAGACCCGAACCUGUCCAACCCUCCACCAGAAGACACUACCGCGUCAGAGGCCGCAACCGGUUCGGCGCCUGUCUUGGAUCCAAACGACCCAGAGGUGCAGCGGAUACAGCAUGGCACGUCGAGUACAUACCAACCCCCAAAUGUCGCCUCGGCGCCUUCUUCUCCUGCCUUUUCAGCACGCAUGUCGCCUCCCAUCCCACCCAUCCAUCCGCAAAACUCGUACAACAUGCCAGACGCUGCAGCCACCCCGAAUCCCCACGACGUCUCUCCUCUGUCCCCAGACUCCCGCAAAAACUCCGCAUCGGCCGCGUCUACAACCUCUGCAGGCGGCGGCUACUUUCCCACAGUCCCUACCUUUACAAGCGACUCGUCUGCCCCGAGCCUGCCCACCGCUCCACCGCCAGAAGGCAACGAAACUAUGAAUUUGCCCUCCUCCUCUCACACAGCCACAGCGCCCCCGGCCAUGACUCCCGAUCCCUCAUCCUUUUACACCCAGACUCCUCCUCCGCAGACCUUCUCGCCUCCGCCCGGCUGGCGCCCCCCACAGCCUCAACUCCACACCACCACCAGCAAUCACAACCCACCACAACCACAACCACAGCCACAACCACCACAACAACAAUCACAAUCACGAUACCAUCCCACCACCACCACCACCCCCUUCAAACCCGACGAAGACGCCAUGCUCAGCGCCCAGAAACACGCUAAAUGGGCCAUUUCCGCCCUCAACUUUGAAGACUCGGUCACGGCUAUCAAGGAGUUGCGCAACGCCUUGGCCGAUCUGGAGGGCUGGCCUGCGCAGUGAUACAGGGAGGGAAUGGGCAGUGAUACAGGGAGGGAAUGGGCAGUGAUACAGGGAGGGAAUGCGGUUUCUAGGGUACUACUACUACUUGUUAUAUGUAUGUAUCGUAUAUGUACGUUUGGCCGAGGUUUGGUGGAGGUGCCGAGGGGGUUUUUGGCAUGUAUAUUGAUACCCCUGGAUGGUACUAGAGAGUGAAAGAGAGAGAGACGUAUAUUAAUGCGUACUUUGAUAUACCA
Messenger RNA from Pseudovirgaria hyperparasitica, 1825 nucleotides. Its product is annotated as DUF605-domain-containing protein. The transcript is spliced from 3 exons. Bases 306 to 1592 code for a protein of 428 amino acids. Gene Ontology annotation, cellular component: multivesicular body. The record is from RefSeq and is a predicted model, not a curated record. NCBI's taxonomy places the organism in Eukaryota, Fungi, Ascomycota, Dothideomycetes, Acrospermales, Acrospermaceae. Gene Ontology annotation, biological process: late endosome to vacuole transport via multivesicular body sorting pathway.